Messenger RNA from Drosophila mojavensis, 939 nucleotides. Its product is annotated as antigen 5 like allergen Cul n 1. NCBI's taxonomy places the organism in Eukaryota, Metazoa, Arthropoda, Insecta, Diptera, Drosophilidae. Bases 48 to 845 code for a protein of 265 amino acids. The record is from RefSeq and is a predicted model, not a curated record. The transcript is spliced from 2 exons.
UGUUGUAGGGACGCCUCAGUUACAAGCCAACAGCCAUCAAGUACAAGAUGUUCUCCAAAGUCUGUAGCUUCUUAGUGCUGGCCACAGCCUUAGUAGGCCUCGUUGCCUCCGUGGACUACUGCGCCUUGCCCACCUGCCUGGACAAGCACAUUGCCUGCAAUAAUAAAGGAAACUUUAGCGAGAACUGUCCCAAGGAUGUGCGUGAGGUGAAUAUGCAGCCCCAUGAGAAGUUGAUCCUGACUCUGUUCAAUGAGCUGCGCAACACAGUUGCUGGAGGCGCCAUCGAGGGAUUGCCCAAGGCAGCGCGCAUGGCCAAGAUGACCUGGUGCGAGGAACUGUCCCACCUGGCUUUAUAUAACGUAAAGACAUGCCAAUCCCUUCCCGACAAGUGCCGCAGCACGGAGCGCUUCGCCUACGCUGGCCAGAACAAUGCCAUGUUUAGCUACAGCGGUGCUGAGUCGGAGUACACCGAUGCGGAGAUUAUCAAGGAGCAGAUCGAGAACUGGUUUAAGCAGCGUGCCAAUGCUUCCCCUGAGAUCUUGGCCAGCUUCCCAGAAGACUUGCCCAACAAGAAUGUGGCCAAGUUCACCGUUGCCGUGGCAGAGAAGAACACCCAUCUGGGCUGUGCCGCUGUGCGCUUCUCUCGCGAUUACUACAACCACUUCGUGCUCACCUGUAACUUUGCCACUACCAACGUGAUUGGCCAGCCCGUGUACACACCCGGCGACAAGGCCACCUCUGGUUGCAAGAACCGAUAUGGCGCCGCCUUUGACUAUCCCAAUCUCUGCUACGCCAAGGAGAUCUACGACAACGAGAAGGUUGUGCCCGAUAUCAAAGUACUUUAAGGAAUGGGUGAAAGUAUGAGUAUUCAUAGUUGCUGACUGACCGCUUUAAGAUGUAAUAUAAACCCUUGAAAUAUAUAAUAAUUAUAAAAAAUAA